This is a messenger RNA of Amoebophrya sp. A25, 9030 nucleotides long. Lineage: Eukaryota; Dinophyceae; Syndiniales; Amoebophryaceae. The record is from the annotation of a GenBank genome assembly.
UAUAAAUUGAUUUCUCUGAUAAAGACAUUCUCAGCAGGAGACGACGCGCAGCGUUCAUGGUGAUGUACGUACAAUUAUUAUAUAUGUUAGGAUAGUAGUAACAAGCAAUCUAUUUAAACACUUUAUGAGACGUGUUGAAAAAAAGAAUGGUUGAUGUAGUCUGGAGCAAAAAUGGUGCUAAAAACUUUGUUGGUUGAUGAGCUUGCUGCUGCCCAUGUCCCGAAGCGAGGGUCGUAAUGCGGUGACAACGCUCAAGGUUGGCAAGUUGGAAUUAGAUGGAGGGGAAUAGAUGAAACGGGGCGUCAAAAAGUUGGGACUGGGAGAAAGAAGUUCGUUGAACUUAGUUACUACCCUGAUAGAGCAGUAUCAGGAACGAAGAUGCAGCACGACACGUCUUCAAGUAGAAAGAACAACAGGGAAAGUAGUAGUAGAGCAUAUUAACAGUAACAACCUAAGUAGGAGUAGGGGAGCACAUUCAUAGCCCAGGAGCAUGAGAUGAGCCAACGUGACACAGAAGCUGGAGACAGGGUUUUAGUAGUCCCUUAGUCAUGGAAGCAAGGUGACCCAAACAAGAAGAACAGUUUCUUAGUUGUUUGUAGGCGGCCACUGACAGACUAACGACGAGGACAUCGAGAGCAACAACUACUCACCUUUUUCUCCUGCGCACUCUCUCAGACAAGCACAAGUCCUCUAAGUACAACUACCUAGAACAAGUGGUAAAAGACGAGAAGUCAUCGGUCUCAGCGAUAACAAGGACCAGGCUAAAAGAUCACUAUACCAGCAGCAGCCAGGCGAAAAGGUACAAGAGCAGAGGAGAAUCUUGAGAACACUGGAACGAAGCUAGAGGACUACGACGACGACUAGUAGAAGCUUCACUUCCGCGAGCUUUAGUACACGCACUGCUUCUUCCCGGAGGCUCGAACUUCAGCAAUUGCUUCCUUUGAGAAAUAAAGUCACAUCAUCUUGUUCAAUCCUUGUUUCAGAAGUAGAAGCGCAGGAGCUUGUUCAACAAGAUGGAUCAAGCUGUUUUAUCUGGCGUCUUAUCGACGCUGGAGUUGUCUAACCAGCAUGACAAUGCGGCCCAGCGACAAGCUGCUGAGAGAUUUCAGCAAUUGACGCAGAGGAAGGACUUCAUUCUUUACCUGAUCUACAUAUUCCAGGACAAGCAACAGUCCGAAAUGAUUCGGCAACGAGCGGGCCUGAGUCUGAAGCAGGUCUUUCGUCAAGCAGGCGAUAAUAUUUUCCAACUUUUUGAUUAUGGCCCUUGGAUGAACAAAAAAUAGAUGAUCAACAUAAUUAGCUGUGAGUUGAGUGCCUACUACUUAUGUAGAAGUAGAAGAGUAAUUUUUUUAUCAACAUUUUUAUCAUAGAGAAUUUUUUUUUGUUGUUGAAGGUCCACUUGCUUCUCAACAUAAGUAGAAAUUUACCCUGAGUACCUACAACCUCUACAACUUGCUCUUUUAGUACCUACGACAACGGGUUGUACGAGACGACUUUUCUCAACAUUACAAGUAGAAUUGAAGUAGUACUAUGAGUCUAGAGAUUAGAUAUCCUUUUCCUUAUAGUGCUUUUGCAAGAAUUGAAGUAGUACUAUGAGUCUAGAGAUUAGAUAUCCUUUUCCUUAUAGUGCUUGUUUAGAUAUCCUUUUCCUUAUAGUCCUUUGUUAGUUUCUAAUUUUGUCCAGUCCACAUUAAGACCGUGCGGGAUCAGCUAGUGGAGACGGUGCAGGAUACUUCCCGCGUGAUCAGAGAGACCUCUGGCAACGUUUUGACCUUCAUCAUUCAGAAGACGCAUUUGCCUAAUAAUUUCGAUGCCAUCGAGAAACUGACGGAUGGACUCAAGAUAGGAACGUCACCCGCUAGCAGUUCGAGAGCAUCCUCAGUGGAGCGGUUAGACGGGAGUUUCUCUUGCCUCACGAAAAUUUGCGAGGACGCCUGUGACGUAAUGAAGAAGGAGUCACUACACCACGUGCCACAACCUCUUAUGUGAAAAUGAUUACAUUCAGACUUUGUCUCUACGGGUGUUAGGAAUGACAGUUGCAUACACAUGCCUUGUUUUAACUGUGAGUGUAGUAGUUAUGGUUUACAAGCUUCAAAUGAUAACCAGCUGUUUCUUUGUUUUAACUGUGAGAAUAGAGGCACGUAAAAAUCACGAACUAGAGGAUUACUAUACAGAGUAGAAUAAGAUAGAAGGUCUUUCUCUUUGUUCGCGCAUGAUCAUGGUUUUUUAGAACAAUCGGGUAGUUUUCACUCUUUCUUGUAGAAGGAUGCAUCCCUUCCAUCCAUAAGAUACAAGUUACAAAGAUAGUAAAGUUCUCACAAGUUCUCACAAGUUCUCACAAGGUACAAAAUAUCUUUUGUUUUUUGUUAGAAAGAUCGUUUCUUGAAUUCUAAGGCUCUCGAGAUAUCGAUAUAAUUAUGCCUUGGUCUUCUAAUCUCUCCAUGGGUGGCUUAGUAGGUGCUCCUCCUGACAUACCAGAGGCUCAGAGGAAGUUUCUCGAAUUUGCGGCAGUUAAACUGCUUCCUACAGUCUUCACAUUCGGAACCCUAGAGGCGCCACUCGUCUGUCGCCAAUAUGCAGUGCAAUUGUCGAACCAUUUCGCCUUGGCAGGAAUGCUAGAGGAUCCGCCAUAUGAUACUUUAUGAGAAUAGGACAAUAUUAGGAUAAGCAGUUAGAUUGCGACAGCAGACAAGAACUGUGGCUGCUAGAAAAAGUGGAUAAAACCGGUAUUGUAUGUACCUCUCCUUCGGAGGUACUAUGAUACUGGGUCCCCUCAAAAGUAGACAGUGAUAGCUACAAAAGAGGUACCACGACAUGACAUGACUGCAUAGGAUACCAUAAUAGGAUAUUUUUUUUACAACGCGUACUCUCAGGGAUUACUUUUUAUGUGACGUACCUCGACGUGAUGUUGAUACUAGACUGUCCUUCUCAUGAUUAUAGGUCUUCUCUAAUCCACUGGCUUGGGAAUUUGUUGCCAUCGUAUUUGCAGAUGAUAGAGAGGUUGGCGCAAGACGAGGACGUAGAAGUGCUACGAGGCGUUGUAAAGGGGAUGUCAUAUCUCCUGAAUGGAGACAAGGGUACUCCCUGCUCUCCCUUUUAGUUACUUCAUCUCAAACAAUUUUCCAACUUCUUCUUCAUACUGCUCUAUUUUGUAACCACGUAGCAGGAGAUGAUGUCAACAAAAGUAGAUUUCGUCUACAGUGUUGGCGCAAAAAAAACAAACACAAACAACACUCCAAAGGAAAACAAAUACAAACCCUUAAUCUCUAUGGCAUGGUCUAACUAAAGCCCCAAUUAUUAUUUUUUAACCAUGCCAUAAUUGCGCAAAAAAAACAAACACAAACAACACUCCAAAGGAAAACAAAUACAAACAAUAUCUACCUAUGGCAUGGUCUAACUAAAGCCAAAAUAAUUUUUUAACCAAAACAUCAUAUUUCCAACUAACCUGAGGUUACAAACUCAUCGGUGCAGAGAACGCAAGCACCGUGCUGAGUUUUAUGCUACGACAUUCUCAGAAUGCAGACGAAAAAAUUCGCCUGGACGCCUGUGACUUCUGGUCCAACGCUGUCCGGAUGCCGGCUUAUUAUGAAGGUACUGCCAGACUCGGUUGUCAUUUGCUUCCUUGUGAUGAACGUAGAAUUCAUUUGCUUCCUUGUUAUGAAAGUAGAAUUAGACCUAUUAUAGUUGUUUGUUUGUUUUGAUGCGCUCCGGGCGACGCGUACGAUCCCGCCGGAUUUCUUUGUGCUCUGUGUGUGUAGUGCUAUGGUCGUCAUUGCGAUCGACUAUGGUUUCGUCCUAUUAUAGUUGUAACAUGAUGAUGUAAUAUUAUAGUAGUAGGGAAAGAAGAAAGGAAAAAUGAGGAGAGUAAUACAAGUCAACACGAGUCUCGAUUAAGUUUUAAGCCCUUGAUGUUGUAAUAUUAUAGUAGUAGUUUUAGACCCCUUUGAUGAUGUUGUAACAUGAUGAUGUAAUAUUAUAGUAGUAGUUUUAGACCCCUUUGAUGAUGUUGUAACAGGAGUUACUUUAUGAUCGGUGUUCUUUAAUAUUCAGCAAGCACGAUUAUUUAUAUUCCAGAGUUUUUCUUUGAUGAUGAAGUGCAAGUGGCUACGUAGUUUAUUGAUGUCCUCGUCACUGAGUACCAUGCUCUUCUAAUGUACUUACCCUAAUAACGGCUCUCAAGAAACAGGUAUCACAAAUGAUCCCUUUUCAAAUCUGCUUCUACAAAAACUACAGGAAUCAAAUCCCUUCUUCCGCAACUGGUGCCUGUCCUGCUCGCAAAUAUGAAGUAUACCAAUACGGACUACUUGAACAUGUAUGAUCGAGACGAUGAUGGCGACGCCAAGGAUCACGCACAGGAUAUCCAGCCACGGUUUCAUGAUUAAGGCUCAACACAAUUCAUUUCCAAGGGACAUUUUCUUCAAUUUCCUUCUUCGGGCUUCUGCAGAAAUGCACGCAAGAAAUGAAUCCUUGUGAGCUCUAACAUGAGAGUCGAAACCAGCACGCAGACGACGAUGGAGACGAAAAGCCUGAGGCAGGGAACUCGUGGUUAUGAUUUUUGGUAGUGGAUAAUUUUUGUGCUGAUUAUAGAGUGAAGACUUCUUGAUCCUGGGGUUGAUAGAAGGAUAAAGGAAUAUACACUCAUCUCAUGUAGGGUCUAAACAAAUGUUCAAGAAAUUCGAUAGCUUAGAAAAGGCAAAUGGUAUGACUACCUUACAUCGAAGUCAAAAUUUACCUAUCGUCAAUGAAUCUCCGGCUUCCUCUCUUCAGCAUAAGCCCACGUGAAACCUUCCUCCCCUUCCUGCCCUUCCCUUCCCUGGAAUAGAAUACCCCGUCCUCUUCUAACUUUCGGCGCCGAAUGGACCGUUAGAAAAGCGGCCGCGAAUAGUUUAGACACCCUAGCAAACGCCUACCAGGAAGCAGUGAUGACCUUGGUGCUGCCGAUUAUAUCACAACAUCUCCAAAGCCCUGACUGGGAAGUCAUGGAGAGUGCGGUAAGGGAUUUUACUUAUUUUCAUUAUCUUCAGUAUCAGUUGUUACAAGCAGUCACUAGUCAGAUUCAGAAGAUGUUGUUUUAAAGAAUUUGAAUGCACGUGGACUUCUUCAGAAGCAAAAUAAAGCGUAGUACAUGACUUCCUCUUACGCAGACUCACAAUCGCACAAAUAAUGCUAAUUCUUCUAACUGACACUGACACUGACAGCUACUUUCCCACAUCAAGCAGGUUUUGGCUAUCGGCGCCAUCGGUCAUGGAUGCUACGAAAGGAUGCUUCCCCAUCUACCAGAAGUGAUAUCCCUCCUCGUAACCCGUACCUCUGUCCAUGAAAAACCGCUGCUGAGGAGUAUUUCCUGUUGGUGCUUGUCCCGCUAUGCCUACUGGAUCGUCGAGAGGAAUAACGUUCUGGUAGAGGUGCUCAAGGUGAUCCUGUUGUUAAGGCUAGUAUCGCUAAUAAAGCAUCCCCUCAACGCCAUGAUCCAUGGCUCUUCUUUUUCUCUUUGAAAAAGAAGCUCCUUCCUAGGAUACUGUCACUCUCAAAGAGGAGGAUGCAUAGGCGGUAGCUCUAAUGUUGCGUAUAAUAGAUCGAAGCAAGCGAGUGCAGGAGGCCGCUUGUAGUGCUUUUGCGAUUUUAUCCGAGACGCCGCCUCCAGGAAGUUUAGACCCCUUCAUCCCUGAUAUUGUUCGCACACUGGCACAAGCGUUUCAAACCUAUCAAGCGAAAAAUGUGUUCGGCUUAUACGACUGCACAUGUACUUACUACUACGAUAUGUUUCUCGCUCUUUUUCAUGAGGACUCAAACAAGAACCUUUCAAGAAGCUUUUUCUGGUGGCAACAUGAUCAAUUUGAGGGAAUCUAUCACUUACUGUAGUUAUUUUUUUUGGCAUUACAACUUACUACUACAUUCUUAUGUUUAUAUUUAUAUAUUCAUGAUAGUGACCCUUUUCUCUUUUAUAUCUUCCGCUGGUCUGUCUUUUUUCUAGUUAGGUCGGCUCCACCACAAAUAUAUAUUCAUUUUCAACAUCUUUCAAAAGUUCGAGUCUGACCACUAUCACAUUACAGCGGCGUUCGUGCGCAAUGUGCGGUGGGAAAUUAGGAGUGAAGGGAGUCUUGGAGUCCUCUUACCUCCUAUCAUGCGUAAAUUCGACGAAUUGCAGAAGGAUGACAAGAUCACGAUUGCGCUAUUCGAGUGCCUAAUGGCCUUGAUAGAAAAUUUGGGCAGCUUUUUCGAGCCUCUAGCAGGCAAAGUUAUCGAAAAAUGCGGAGUAAUCAUCCAGGAGACCAUACAACAAGAACAGUUGUUCUUGGAGAACCCCAACACAGCAGAACGACCGGAGAGGGAUAUUAUGGCGACGAGUACUUUUUAGAGGGUUUUUUCAUUUCUGAUAGUGCUGUUGUGUCAUGAAUGAUCAGUCAUGAUCAAAACUCAACUCAGCCACUGAUUCAAAAACCAGCACAUCAACCAUUCACUCUCACAUCAUUCAACAAUGAUCAACAAUGUGAUGCCUUGAAAUCCUCACAAAAAAACACAGCAAUCGACUUGCUCUCGAGUUUAGUAGACGGUUUCGGACGCGAUAUUGAGCCGAUCGUGAGGGAGAAGAAUUUUGUGAACGUUCUUCCAGCGAUUUUGUGCGCAAGGGACAACGAAGGCUAUCAUUUCGCGACACAGCAGUGUGCAUUCGCGCUCAUGGGAGAGUGCGCGAAAUUUUGCUUUCAGUACACGUUGUUUUGAUAUUUUCGUGUCGUUUUCAUUUCUAGAUCUAGUUUUUUAGAGGACUACCUCUAGUUCACAGCACUACCUCUAGUUUAGACCACCUCUAGUUUAUAGGUCCAAUUUAUCAUAAUUAUUAUGCUCAUCAUCUACCACUACAAGUAGAAACACGACACAAACAAUCCUCCUCAAGGUACCUCCGUCCAUUGCUUGGGCAACUUUUACCCGCUUGUGAGAAGAAUUUGUUGCAUGUAAAUCCUGCAGUGGCGAACAACGCUUCUUGGGCAAUAGGCGAAGUGACCACCGAAGUCGAUUCCGUGUCUAUGAAGCCACACGCAGUAGGCAUUUGCCGCGCUUUAGUGCGGAGUUUGCACUUGCAAGUCGAGCAAAACAUGGUGCAUGAUAGUGGUUACGGAAAUUUCAAUCCGUACCAAAUAAACACCUGUAUCACGCUUGGGCGGUUGGCGUGCAUCUCGCAAGAGGAAAUGCGACAAUCAUUUGCCGGAGGCCAGUUCGCGCAGCAGUGGUUGAUGUUAUGAGUGUAGGAAAUGCAUCUUCGCCAAAGAAGGCGUCUACUGAGAGCGAAGAAGACAUGUAGAAGGAAACAACGCUACCCAGAUCAUGUCUAGUCCUGAAUCUGAAAUGAUGCAUUUUUUUUCGCCUCUAAUCAUGACGAUGAAAGAUGCCCGAAAUGACCACGAGAAACAGCGAGCCUUUUUAGGUUUUUGUAACCUAAUAAAGCUCGAACCCGAAGCAUUACUGUCGACCCCGAAUCCGAACAAUCCGCAGCAACAGCCGGUUCAGCAUGUUUCCUUGACCUUAUUGCUGUACAACGUCGCUGCCUUCGACGGUAAAGAAGGGAAUCAAUUGCGUGCUCAGUUCAUGGAGAUUCUACAGGCCUACCGCGACAAGCUUGGACCAGCAUGGGAGAAUGUUUUCUUGCGCCUCUCGCCGCCAGACCUCGGGAACCGGCUGCGCACGCUCUACAACCUGUAAGGAUACGAGGAGAGCAUGAAUUAUUCCCUAGGAGGGACGCUCUACAUCUACCUGUAAGGAUACGAGGAGAGCAUGAAUUAUUCUCUAGGAGGGACGCUCUACAUCUACCUGUAAGGAUAGGAGGAGAGCAUGAAUUAUUCUCUAGGAGGGACCCUUCACAACCUGUAAAGAUACGAGAGGUUGCAGUACGUAGGGGUAGAACCACGAUGCUGUAUAACUUAUAAUGGGUGCAGCUGCUACUUGCGCUUGGAGAUGAUAGAUCCGAUAGAGAUGCGACAUUGUGCUUUCGACACGUUGACUCAUCGCAGGAGUUUCUCUAGUGGUCCUGCUACAACUACUCGCCGUCUAGAAGUCCCUUUAUCAUUACUCGUGCCUCUGGUGCUUUCUUCAUAAACGGCAGACUUCUUGACUGUCUCUCUCAUUUUCACCUUCCUUCUUUAUCAUGUGUCUAUAAUAUAGUCGCAGGAAAUAAGAAUAACCUCAGCGUCUCCACCACUUCCCACUAAGAGAUAAGGUAUCGUUGCUGUCGCGGUCAUCGCUAUGUAGUUGUAUACUUUCGCUCUCCCCUUACAUGAUCUGUAAUGAAUUAACUCAAAGAUCUUGCUCAGACUCAGUCUUUUUGUUGGCCUCUAAUUAAAAUGGAAGUUUAAAAUGGAAGUUACCCUUUAUUUACUUACUACCCUGUAAUAAGUUGUCCUAUUGAAAGUUGCUCUUCUUCAAGAACUAUGCGACCUGUACGGGAGCUCUUCUAUGUACUUACUUAUUUGCUACAUAGGAUAUUAGAGUAUCCCAUUAUAGUAGCCCUGUGUGUUACUUUUUCACGACCCGCUUAAACUACCUGUAAAUGUAGUUGUAAUUUUUUGUUGAUGUAGUUGACUAGGAUCAUUGAAUGUAGUAGUACCAAUAAAAGCGUCGAGCAAUCAUGUCGACUAUGCCUAGAUUAAUAUUUUGUUCUCGUUCAAUCAGAUACAGAUUGAAGAGUUUAUUUUUUAUUAUGUGUUUCCGACACCAAGACGAUUACCACCACCUUUAUAUUCUACAUACACACAAGCGAUGACGUUUUGAUUCGUCGAUCUGCUGUGUGGUCGUGAGAAGUUCUCGUGUCAGUCCUAUUGUUAUGGAUCGUGUUCCGGAGUAUAUUGAUCGUGUUCUUGCGUUGCAGGUGAAUGAAUGAAUGCAGGAAGGAAGGGAAGAAUGUUAGGUCGUGGAACCUGCAUCUACAACUUCCGAAAUCAAUGCUCCACCUGUUUCUUCAAGGGGUUCUUCAAAGUUCAAAUUUUGUCCUCAAGAAUCCAAGUCCUCCAUUUCUGCGUGUCAGUUUUCAGAAUUCAC